Magnolia sinica is the source of this 3247-nucleotide messenger RNA. RefSeq lists its product as uncharacterized. Gene Ontology annotation, biological process: carbohydrate metabolic process. NCBI's taxonomy places the organism in Eukaryota, Viridiplantae, Streptophyta, Magnoliopsida, Magnoliales, Magnoliaceae. The coding region runs from base 176 to 2791 and encodes 871 amino acids. The transcript has 12 exons. The record is from RefSeq and is a predicted model, not a curated record.
AUAUCUCUUUGUUCUACUAUUGUAUGGACUAGUGUCUAAUCCUCUUCUGCUUGAAAUCUGGGAUUUCAUCUCCUCUCUCCUCUGCUUGAAUUUCAAGGAAUAUUUCUCUAUUUCUGAAUUCCAAUUUCAAUUCAUGUAGGAUUUAGGUUUUUUUCAAUUUCCAGUUUCCAGGGAAAUGGAUUUCUUGAUAUUCUUCGACAUUCUUCUCUUCGUGUCAGCGUUUUCGGGCCGUGUUCUUGGAAAGGAGUGCACGAACACUCCGACCGAGCGUUCUUCUCACACUCUCCGCUACGAGCUCUUGUCGUCCGUGAAUGGUUUGCAGAAAGACGGGACGCUGAUUUCUUACGACCGUUCGAUCUUGAUCGAUGAAUUCUCCACGUUGUCACGUUCGAUUCCCCGGAAGGUCUUGAGAGAGGAAGCGGAUGAAUUCGAUAGGCAGAUGCUUGAUUGGAGCACGGAGAAUCCGGACGGGUUGGUGACAGGACGAGGCAAGGAAAAUUUCCUUAAGGGAGUUUCGCUUCAUGAUGUGCGGUUGGAUUCGGAUUCAAUGCAUGGCCAGGCCCAGCAGACGAAUUUGGAGUACUUGCUUAUGUUGGAUGUGGAUAGCCUGGUUUGGAGCUUUAGAAAGACCGCGGGCCUUCAGGCGAUCGGGACGCCGUAUGGAGGGUGGGAGAAACCCACGGGUGAGCUCAGGGGCCAUUUUGUAGGACAUUACAUGAGUGCAUCAGCUCAAAUGUGGGCCAGUACUCAUAAUGGUACUCUUUGUGAUAAAAUGUCUGCAUUGGUUUCUGCACUUGAUGCCUGUCAGAAAAAGAUGGGCACUGGGUAUCUUUCAGCUUUCCCUUCUGAGCUAUUUGAUCGUUUUGAAGCUAUUGAACCUGUUUGGGCACCGUAUUACACUAUUCACAAGAUCAUGGCAGGCCUUUUGGAACAAUAUUUGUUGGCUGGGAACGAUAAAGCUUUAGAAAUGGUGGUCUGGAUGGCUGACUAUUUCAGCAACCGCGUGCAAAAUGUCAUAUCAAAAUAUAGUCUGGAAAGGCACUGGUUAUCACUUAAUGAAGAGACAGGUGGCAUGAAUGAUGUUCUUUAUAAGCUGUAUAGCAUUACGGGUGAUCAGAAGCAUUUGGUUCUGGCCCACCUUUUUGACAAGCCAUGCUUUCUAGGUUUGCUUGCUGUACAGGCUGAUAGCCUUUCUGGUUUCCAUGCGAAUACACAUAUCCCUGUUGUUAUUGGAGCACAGAUGAGAUAUGAGGUUACUGGUGAUCCACUCUAUAAGGCGAUAGGAACAUUCUUUAUGGAUAUUGUCAAUUCUUCUCACAGCUAUGCAACGGGUGGAACAUCUGUCAGUGAAUUCUGGUCUGAUCCAAAACGCUUAGCAGACACUCUGCGGACGGAGAAUCAAGAAUCCUGCACUACUUACAACAUGCUCAAAGUUGCACGACAUUUAUUCAGAUGGACAAAGGACAUUGCAUAUGCAGAUUAUUAUGAGCGAGCCCUGACAAAUGGUGUCUUAGGAAUCCAAAGAGGAACAGAGCCUGGAGUAAUGAUUUAUAUGCUUCCUCAGGGACGUGGAAAAUCUAAGGCACAUAGCUAUCAUGGUUGGGGGACAAAGUUCAAUUCAUUUUGGUGUUGUUAUGGGACAGGAAUCGAAUCAUUUUCAAAGCUAGGUGAUUCUAUAUACUUUGAGGAGCGGGGUGAUAUUCCAGGUCUUUACAUCAUCCAGUUUGUCUCAAGCUCAGUUAAUUGGAAGUAUGGGCGGAUUACCCUAAAUCAGAAAGUGAAGCCUGUCACUUCGUCAGAUCCUAAUCUUCGAGUGUCAUUUUCAUUUUCUGUAGAGGAGGGUGUGAGUCAACUAUCAACCUUAUACAUACGGAUACCUUCCUGGACGUAUUCGAAUGGUGCAAAAGCCACACUAAAUGACAAAAGCAUGACUCUACCAUUUCCAGGUAAUUUCUUUUCAAUCACGAAGAAGUGGGAUCGGAGUGACAGAGUGAGCCUUCAGUUGCCGAUAGCUCUUAGGACUGAAGCCAUAAAAGAUGACCGACUGGAGUAUGCUUCUAUUCAGGCAAUUCUUUUUGGUCCGUACCUUCUUGCUGGUCUAAGUAAUGGCGACUGGGACAUAAAACAAGGGACAGGUAGAUCUCUCUCAGACUGGAUCACGGCUGUCCCAGCCUGUCACAGUUCUCAGCUGAUUUCUCUCACUCAAGAAUCUGGCAACACGACUCUAGUCUUCACCAAUUUGAUGUCUUCCAUUACAAUGGAGAAACUGCCUGAAUCCGGCACAGAUGCUGCCAUCCACGCCACCUUCAGGCUCAUCUCUAAAGACCCGAGCACCUCCCAGUUCUUGUCAGGCACGGGUGUCAUUGGAAAAUCUGUCAUGCUAGAACCGUUUGACCUUCCAGGAAUGGUGGUGGCGCCAAAUGGUCCAAAUAACAGCCUUGCUGUUACUCCCUCCGGAAGCGGGUCAGACUCCGGCAGUGGUGAAGUGUUGCCUGUAUUCCGGGUGGUUGCCGGAUUGGAUAGGAAGGCAAACACGAUUUCUUUGGAAUCAGAAACCCAACGUGGGUGCUUUGUGUGUGGUGGAGGGAGUGUACAGCUGAGUUGCUGGCCUGGGGAGGAGUAUUCGGACUUGGAAUUCCGUCGGGCUGCGAGCUUUACAUUGAGCAACGGGAUGAGCAGAUACCAUCCUCUCAGUUUCGUGACGAAGGGAGCAACACGGAAUUUCUUGCUGAUGCCAUUGCUGAGCUUGAGAGAUGAAUCUUAUACUGUGUAUUUUAAUGUGGGAGAUUGAAUGUUGGUAAGGGUGGUCCAUGCCAUGCAGGGGAUUUGGUUACCUACAGUUUCUUUUCUUUGAAAUGAUUGGUUGCUUGCUGAUAGUGAAGGCUUUGGCUCAGAAGGUGAGAUUAUAUGUAGCAACUUUCCCUAGCAAAGAAGUUGUUUCACCUUUCAGGUUUGCUUUUGUCUAAUGGGACCCGUAACUUGUUAGAACGUGUGGGCCACCUUCUUAUGACCGUCUUGUCAUGAUCCAGUGAUGAUCGUUCCAUCAUUCAUGGGUAAUCGCGUAAGCUAUACCAUAUAUCAUUUCCAAGGGUGGGUAUGAUGGGUCAAAAUUUAGGUUGUCUGUGGCAACUUUCCUUGUAAAGGUGUUUGGAUGUCUGUAAAUACUAACACCUAUGAUCUGUUACAUUUUGUCAUGUUUGGCUUUUUAAGUCGUAAUACUGUUUACAGGUGUACAUAAUUUUAUUCA